AUGCUCGAGUUCCGAACGCAGGGCUACAAUGGCUACAGCGUCAAGUACUCGCCCUUCUUCGAUUCGCGCAUAGCCGUCGCAACGUCAGCAAACUUCGGGCUGGUAGGCAAUGGAAGGCUAUACAUACUAGGUUUGACGGCAAAUGGCAUUGUCGCAGAGAAGUGGUUCGACACACAAGACUCCCUCUUCGACAGCACCUGGUCCGAAGCCCACGAAAAUCAAAUCCUCACCGCAGGCGGCGAUGGCUCCGUCAAACUCUUCGACAUAACCCUCUCCCAAUUCCCAGUCCAGUCGUGGCAGGAGCAUGCUCGCGAGGUCUUCGCCGUACACUGGAACCUGGUUGCGAAAGACACCUUUUUGUCAAGUAGCUGGGACGGCACAAUCAAGAUCUGGAACCCCAACGCUGCCCAGAGUAUAACGACGCUGCCGACGCAUAGCUGCACCUACUCGGCAGCCUUCAGUCCACACAACGCGAGUGUGUUGAGCAGCGUAAGUUCGGAUAGCCAUCUGAGAGUGUUUGAUCUGAGGACGCCUGCGAGUGCGAGUAAUCAUCUCACCAUGAGCGUCCCGAUUCAUACCCCGCCGAAGCCGCGCAUGGGCACUGCUGCACCAGUUGGCGUACCUCCUGCAGAAGCUCUAACCCACGACUGGAACAAAUACCGGGAUUCCAUCGUUGCUACGGCGGGUGUGGAUAGGAUGAUACGAACUUUUGACAUUAGAAUGCCGCAGGCUGGACCGAUUGCUGUAUUGCCGGGGCAUGAGUAUGCAGUGAGGAGGGUUACAUGGUCGCCGCAUCUAUCCGACAUACUGCUGAGUGCGAGCUAUGACAUGACAUGUCGUGUCUGGACAGACGGUAGCGCCAUGGGCGUAGGGUCGGUAAAGCAAGAGAACAUGCUGGAGGAUCCCAUGUUCCAUGGAGGUGGGAGAGAGAUGGGCAAGAUGGGCCGCCACACCGAGUUCGUAACAGGCGUUGAUUGGUGCUUGUUUGGUGCGGAAGGCUGGUGUGCCAGCACGGGAUGGGAUGAGAGGGUGCUGGUGUGGGACUGUAGGGCUGUCAUGCAAUGA
Molecule: messenger RNA, 1065 nt
Organism: Cucurbitaria berberidis CBS 394.84
Lineage: Eukaryota; Fungi; Ascomycota; Dothideomycetes; Pleosporales; Cucurbitariaceae
Product: WD40 repeat-like protein
Exons: 2
Coding region: 1-1065 (354 amino acids)
Biological process (GO): protein import into peroxisome matrix
Cellular component (GO): cytosol; peroxisomal matrix
Molecular function (GO): protein binding
Source: RefSeq, a predicted model, not a curated record